Molecule: messenger RNA, 2266 nt
Organism: Schistosoma haematobium
Lineage: Eukaryota; Metazoa; Platyhelminthes; Trematoda; Strigeidida; Schistosomatidae
Product: DNA cross-link repair 1A protein, variant 4
Exons: 4
Coding region: 517-1008 (163 amino acids)
Biological process (GO): interstrand cross-link repair; double-strand break repair via nonhomologous end joining; protection from non-homologous end joining at telomere
Molecular function (GO): 5'-3' DNA exonuclease activity; damaged DNA binding
Source: RefSeq, a predicted model, not a curated record
CUUCCUUCUUGCUAUUAGACUGUUUGUAACUCACCGUCUUAAUCCUUCAUACAAGAAUGUGACUUCCUAAUUCUUAUUUAUUCCUAACAAAAUUUGUGGCACAAUAGGGUACCAAAAGGGUUACUAUCCUGUCCAAGUAUAUCUUUCAAUUUUUUUCAGCACCGGAACCAUUGCUUACAGACCUGAAAUCAAUUUUAUCAGAGGCUUCAAUCUCGUCAAUACAUAUUUGAAAUGAUCAAAAAUCCCUUAAUUAUGUAUGGCAGAAUGUUCUAAGUGUAAUGCCCCAAUGAUCUAAAAUCGUUCAUUUGUUCUUAAAUUUAAUUUGAUUUCCAAUGAAUAAGACAGGCAAGAAACGGAAAAAGGGUUAUGUCGGGGAGUCUAUUUUGUCUUAUUUUAUCCGAGACGAAAAAUACAAAGCUCCUGCCGAAACCGUGAACCCAUGUAAUAUAUCUACAUCUCUCCCAGUAUCUAAAAGCAACCCACUCGAAAAAACUCCUAGAAAAUGCCCUUUUAUAAAUGGAUUCCAGGUUUGUUAAAUUAUUUAAGUUUAUAGUAAUGAUAGACACAUCAUUUACUGUUGAUGCUUUCUGUUAUGCUGAAAUUCCAGGAUGUACCUGUUACUUCCUCUCCCAUUUCCAUUUUGAUCAUUUCAGAGGCAUCCACAAGAAUUUUAAAGGAGAUAUCUAUUGCAGCGAGGUGACAAAGAAUCUUUUGAGAAAUGCUUAUGGUUUGGGGCUGGUUAUUAAUGUGCUUGAGAUAGAGAAAAGUACGAAGAUUGGCGAUGUAGAAGUAACAGCUUUAGAUGCUAAUCAUUGUCCUGGCUCUUUAAUGUUCCUUUUCUAUGUGCCAUCAAAACAGAAGACUUAUCUACAUACUGGUGACUUUCGUUAUACACCAUCAAUGUUAACUCAUCCAAGUAUAUUAACAAAUUAUUUAUCGGACGACAGUUCUUCCAAAAAGUUACCAAGAAUACAUUCAAUAUUUUUGGAUACAACAUGUCACUUUUGACAAGAUAGAAAUUUUUCAUGUAUUGAUUUUAUGAAUGAUCUACCAAUUUUUAGAUAUUGUUCAUCUCAGUAUGACUUUCCCACUCAACUGGAUGUUAUUCAUGGAGCACUGGAAGUUACACGUGAUUAUCUGAUAAAAGAUCCUACCAUUUUAGUUGUUUGUGGAAUGUACUCAAUAGGCAAGGAGCGAUUUACACUUGGUAGGUAUUACUUAUAACAGUACGGCUUCAAUUUUCUUUAUUACUAUUAUACAUAAGCAAUAGUUUCCACUUAUUCUGAAUGUGGUACCCGAUCAAGUUUCCGAACUAUUAAACAGACUAUCAUUUUCAUGUAAAAUUUCUUUUGUCUGUUUUGGUUGUUACAAGUUAAUCUGUUUCAUUCAUCAUUAAAUGAUUUCGUAAUCCUAUAGUAUUGACAUGAAUAACCGGUAUAUAUGCACGAAAAAUUACGUUUUGUAUAUUUCUCUAACGCCUAUAAAUAAAUAUGUAUUUGUCAUUCAACACAUUCGUCAAGUUAUGUAUUCUCUUAUACUGUCUCUGAUAAGAUCUAGACAAUCAAAUGCUUUUGUACAGUUUUUUCUUUCUAUAUUUUAAGUAGGUCGAUUACAGUCAUUGUAAUCAAACAAUAUAUUUUUUUGAUUUAUUCAGUAAAUUCGCUUGUUAGCUCAAAUAGUUGUAUUAAUUGUUUCUGGAAAUACAUGUUUUCCCAUCACAAUUCUUUUCACUCUUUAUCUUCUUAUAAAUUUUGGAUUUGGUGUCAUUCUUAUCAUUUCAUGCUCUGAUCUUUGUUUUUCUAACUUCAUUUCUUAUGUUUUUAGUAUCUUUAGUGUGUAGUUAGCAGUGCAAUCUAAAUUAGUCGUUUAUUCAUAUUCGGGAGUCGUCAGUUAGAUAUGCAUGCAUCUCAGUGUUCAUGUUUGCACUGAGAUUCGAACACAAUACUUUGCGCUUCAAAUGCUAGUGUGUUGUCUACAAAGCUGUUGAUUCCAGACAACUACUAACUUGUUCAACAGAUGUGAAGGUAUUAGUAAAGAUUUGUGAUAUCUCCUUAUUGAUAUUCAAGAAUAAGAAUCUUAGUUAUCGUAUGGAAUCAGUAGCUCAAUAGAUAACUCAUCGAAGUUUGAAGCAAAAGGUUUUGGGUUCAGGUUUCAGUGUGGACAUCAUUAUUAAGAUGAAGGUAAAUUCAGACGAAUCUCAAAGAAGGCGAAAUACACAGUCUGGAUCCCACUGCUAACCGUAUUACCAAAUAUACUAAAAAUUUGC